AUGGCGACUACAGCAGCCGUACCACUCUGUUCAGACACUAUUAACGGGGCAGGUGGUGGGAUUCCAGACAGAAAUGAGCCUCCCAUGUUGUCAGCGGAAGCGGUAAAGGAAUUCCAGCUCGCCCUCUUUCUCGAGAACCUGGAAUUAUCCUAUUUUCAAAGUGGGCUUGAAAAUAUCUCUACCUGGGGAACGGCGGGCUAUCCAAAUGACACGACCAAAAUUCUCAGCAAGAUUGUGGCUCAGGAGGAAGUACAUGUUGCAACGAUAACGAACCUGCUCAGUGGCUAUGGAGCCCCUGUAAUUGCUCCUUGCCAGUAUUCCUUCCCGGUCUCGUCUAUUGAUGAAUUCAUCGCUCUUGGAGAUAUCAUUACCUCACUGGGCAUCAGCGCUCUUAUCGGCGUGGUCCAUCGAGUCUCUUACACCGAUCCUUCGAUUGUCAAUACGGUGGCUUCGAUUGUGACGGUCGAGUCCCGUCAUGACGCCUUCUUCCGCCACGUGGGUGGCAGAGUCCCUGACCCAGCCCCCUUUGACACCGGGAUUAGUAACAUCUGGGCGUACAACUUGGCUCUCCGAUUUAUUGUGCCUGGGUCAUGUCCAACGGAGAUCCCGCUACCUAUUCUGCCCCCGUUAACGGUGUCAACCCCGACUGCGGCAGAGAACAGAUCCUCAGCUGCCACGGGAAUAGCGUCGAGCAUCGUGCCAUAUCAAAAUUCCACAACGAUCCCCGUUAACGCUGCGAACACCACCGUCACUUCGUCAGACAUGGCGUUCUCUUGGGAUCCGAUGCAGAUGCCGCUCGUCUUCGAGCAAGGGAGACAGCUGUUUGUUGGUUGGACUAAUCAGCUGAAUACGCCGGUGUAUACGGUACUAUCGAUCAUUGAUCAAGGCAGGGGAGUUGCGGAUGUACCACAGGGACUCAAUGGAGCGGUGUUUGUAACGGUAACAAGUCAAUUGCCUGACAAUGACUAUGACCUAGCCCUUGCAACCUUAGCAGGGCCGGCUGCGUUGUCACUCUCUUAA
This is a messenger RNA of Exophiala oligosperma, 1020 nucleotides long. RefSeq lists its product as uncharacterized. The record is from RefSeq and is a predicted model, not a curated record. NCBI's taxonomy places the organism in Eukaryota, Fungi, Ascomycota, Eurotiomycetes, Chaetothyriales, Herpotrichiellaceae. The transcript has 2 exons. Bases 1 to 1020 code for a protein of 339 amino acids.